GGAUCUGGACGACGCAAUUGGUCGAACACGACACGAAUGGCUCUCACGUUGACUGUGUUUACUUUCUUGGUUUUUGGAUUAGCUCAUGCAACUGAUAAAGAGCCACAUGAGCAACGGAAGAAUCCAGGAGAGAGUUGGCUCGAUACUGACUUCUACCCUACGUUUCACAACAAAGAAGCUAUCACGCCCGCACAGUCAGACAAUUCUAAAUCGGAACCGACUAAAUCUCAAGCGCCAUCGACGAAGGAUACGAAGCAACACGAAAUUUCAAAGCAAUGCGUGGGCGCGGAAGGAAUAUACACAUCCGGGUGUCCAUUGCUGAUGUCCCAUUACCGAAGAUAUGUUAGUGUUUUAGUAAAUAUGCUGGAUGAGAAACGUAUCGUCGCUGGAACGGAUUUUCUAAUUUACUGCAAUUUGGAAGAGACAAAAUUUCAGUUGCUCAAAAAUUUUUCUCGUGACCAACAUGUUGCAAUUCAAGAAGUGAAUCUCGUGCUCGAGAAGAUGAUCACAGACGUGAGCACGACCAGUGGUGAACACGUUCCACCGACAUUACUGUUUGGUUUCGAUAGAAUGACAUUGUUGGGAAUGCUGACAACAGUCGUGAUCUGCAUUGUGUCCAUUCUACUCUCCUUUUGGUUGAUUAUACAAAUCAGUCGUGUCCCUCUGCUACCUGUUUGGAAAUAUUUUGUUGGCUUUGUGUUUGUUGUUUUGAUAGCUAGCACUGUCAUCGAGUGGUUCCACCUCUAUCAGACGGCAGUCGCCGAGAAGAUGUCAACUCAAGCGAAAGACAUUCCACCAGAGUGUACUGCAGAAGGGGCCACGGGGUGGACGACUCUUGCCAGCUGGAUGAAGUCUACGUUCACUCUAUCUGAGGAUGCAUGUCUUAAGUAUUACCAAGCUGUUGCUAUCGAUCCAAUAGUAAGAUCGAACCCCACAAAAGCUCUGGUUAUUUCGUUCACUCAUGUCAUCGUGGAGCCGAUGAAGAUGAUAUUUAGUGGACUCGGUGUUGCAUUCCGAGGUCUUCUGCAGCCACUUCCUGUUCAGUGGCAACCUUUUGUCUUCAUCGUUGCUAUAUUAUUGCUUGUUUUGUUUCUCGUAAUGGUUAUGGGUUAUUCAGUCAGCUUACCAUUUUUGUUCAGUUUUGGACCAAAACAAAGGCCUCCAGCACUAACAGAUGGUAAAGAAAUGAAGGACAUGCUUCUUCAGCUGAAGGAACAAAUCACUGAGCAAAACUCACAAACUGCUCAACUACAGGAACAGAAUCGAGCACUCCAAGGGCAAAUACAAAGCCUGCAGGCCAUGAGACCGUUACUAGCGAUUAAGGAUACUGAACAUCCUGCGAACAAAAAUGCAGAAUUGCUGACACCCGUACAAGAAAGCCACCUGAAUAUUCCACCUGAGAAUGAUUUUGAUACGAAAGCAAAUGUUGUUGAUUCGAUUGGAGCUUCGGUGUCAGGGCAGUAACGGUCGACUACUC
Messenger RNA from Corticium candelabrum, 1477 nucleotides. RefSeq lists its product as uncharacterized. The transcript has a single exon. The coding region runs from base 37 to 1464 and encodes 475 amino acids. Gene Ontology annotation, cellular component: membrane; endoplasmic reticulum. Gene Ontology annotation, molecular function: chloride channel activity. The record is from RefSeq and is a predicted model, not a curated record. Lineage: Eukaryota; Metazoa; Porifera; Homoscleromorpha; Homosclerophorida; Plakinidae.